UCCGGUGAUAUCACUUACUACCAGACCGCAUUGGGUGCUUGCGGGUGGACCAAUGAUGGAACUACUGAAAAGGUCGUCGCUCUUCCACACGCCCUGAUGGGAUCUCAAUCCAACGGCAACCCAUUCUGCGGCAAGACCAUUACGAUCAACGCCAACGGCAAGUCAACCACGGCCAAGGUCGUCGACAAGUGCAUGGGCUGCGAGGGCUUCUCCAUUGAUCUUUCCGAAGCUGCUUUUACCGAGCUGGACAGCGAGUCCGUCGGCCGAACUGGUGCUACCUGGUUCUUCAACUAG
Molecule: messenger RNA, 294 nt
Organism: Amorphotheca resinae ATCC 22711
Lineage: Eukaryota; Fungi; Ascomycota; Leotiomycetes; Helotiales; Amorphothecaceae
Exons: 1
Biological process (GO): defense response to bacterium; defense response to fungus
Source: RefSeq, a predicted model, not a curated record